Molecule: messenger RNA, 2018 nt
Organism: Corythoichthys intestinalis (scribbled pipefish)
Lineage: Eukaryota; Metazoa; Chordata; Actinopteri; Syngnathiformes; Syngnathidae
Product: WD repeat-containing protein 76-like
Exons: 15
Coding region: 160-1797 (545 amino acids)
Biological process (GO): regulation of DNA damage checkpoint
Cellular component (GO): nucleus
Molecular function (GO): protein binding; DNA binding
Source: RefSeq, a predicted model, not a curated record
AUCUGUUACCAAACACUCACCGCUAGCUUGUUACAAAACGUAAAACGCGCGAAUUCGAGGAACUUCUUACAAAACACAACUUCUACCGGAGCAGCGUGGAACUCGUAUCCUUAUAAGUUUAAGUACUUCGUUCCUGAAGUGCCUAAAAAAAGCAACUCAAUGGAGGGUAGACGUUCAAAGCGCAACGCUGACGCCAAGCAGGAGAUGACACCAGUCCAGAUAGAUGAAGUCUGCAAAUCAUCUCGAAACAUCCUGGCACCCAAGCGCCUUCAAUACACUCCUCCUCAUGCACCACAGCCCAUGAGGAAGCACAACUUUGAAAAUCUGCAACAUGAAGAGGAUCAUUCAAAUGAUGAAGAAGAGGAUCAUUCAAAUGAUGAAGAAAGCAACGUGGAGGGCUUAGGACUCUCAGCCUAUGAACUGGAGCGUCUGGAGAACAUCAAGCAGAACCAAGCCUUCCUCUCCUCUAUCAAUCUGCCUCAGGCAUUCCAUGACUUAAAACAAUCAUCAGCAAAACGGCAGCUUCCUCAGAAGGGACUGAAAAGGUCAUCGCCAGUGGUGAAAGAAGUCCUCCCUCCUCGGAAGUCUCUGCGUCUCCAAAACAAAUCGCCUCUUCCCAGUUCAUUUCCAGAACUGAUGAAAAUAGAGAUUCCAGAACAGGCCUACUCCCAGCCUAAGAAGUCUGCGGGGCAGAUACCUAUGGAGCCCAUGAACAUGGAUGAAGGAAGCAAGCUACCACCUCAACUCAUACAACUUUUCUCAGAGGUGUCGUCACAAGAAAGAGGAGUGGAACUGGGACUGCAAGAGUAUAUCUCUACGCUGAAGAAGAUGACGAUAAGUGAGGACAAGAUAGCUAAAGUUGUGAAGAAGCGCAUUUAUUCAGCAGCUUUCCACCCUGCAUCCACUAGUCUGCUAAUGGCCGCCGGUGACAAAUUUGGAAAUGUGGGCCUCUGGAGUUUGGGUAGCAACUGGGGUGACGACGGUGUUCUCCUUUUUGAGCCUCACACCAGAGCCAUAGGCUGCCUGGCCUUUUCAAGAACACACCCCGCUCAGCUGCUGAGCCUGAGCUACGACGGAUCCCUGCGCUGCACGGAUGUAGAGAAAGGCGUCUUUGACGAUGUUUACGACAUUGAAGACGGCCUGAAAACCUUCGACUUCCUGACAGGUGACUAUUCGACGCUCGUGGUCGGGAACUGGUUCGGAGGCAUCGCCAUCGUGGAUCGGCGCACUCCAGGAAACUCACACGAAUCCUUCUACUCACUGGACUGCAAGGUUCUGCGCUGCGUCAGUGUUCACCCGUGCCAACGACAAUACUUUGCCGUGGCCGAGAGCAGGGAAGUGAACAUUUAUGACACGCGAUGUCUGAAGAAGACAAGAUGUCAACCCGUUUCCCAGCUGCGGGGUCAUUCUUUAAGCAUACCCAGUUGCUACUUCUCUCCAUGCACUGGCAACAGAGUGGUCACUUCAUGUAUGGACAACAACAUAAGGAUAUUUGACACAUCUGCAUUGACGGCUGAAGUCCCCCUGCUGACAUCCAUCCACCACAACAUGAGGACGGGCCGUUGGCUGUCCAAAUUGUCGGCCGUUUGGGACCCCAAGCGAGAGGACUGCCUUUUGGUUGGCAGUAUGGAAAAGCGACGUCAAGUAAUGGUGUUCCACGAGACCGGCCGUCCCUUGCACAAAUUUGUGGACGGCGAGCACCUCAACACGGUGCUGUCCGUCACCGCCUUCCACCCCGCCCGAAACGCCAUCUUGGGCGGCAAUGCGUCUGGACGACUGCACGUCUUCUCGGACUGAGACUCCUCUUGACACCAAUGACAAAUGGUGGGAACAGUUUAAAAAUACUGAGUUUCUAAAAUGUUACAUAAAGGUGAGCACUUGUGGGUUUUUCUUGUAUACAUUUUUCUAAGUGAGUCUUAUAUGAUUGGAAUCAAAUCUGUCGAUGCUGUUUCCUUUUUUAUUUUUGAAAUGUAGUUCAAUAAAUUAUAUUUUCAGUCGGAUUCAUUUCAAGCUGCAGU